UAUAUAUUUCAAACUUAUAUUAAUUGAUCUAACAGAAUUUAUAGUUUGAAAUAGCUAAGGUCUACGCCAUUUGGUUGCACAGAUUUAGGGAUUAGUAAAAUAAGAGUUUGUGGCAAAGACUCAAUUUUUUUUUCAUAUCUUAUACACAAAAAAUUUGUUAUUUUAGAGUUUGUUCUGGGCUUGGAAAAGGCAAUUUCUCAAUGCUGAGAAGCGGAGGGAGGUCCUGCGAUUUAUUUCACAACGAAAUUUCAGAUGUACGGGAAUACAUUUGGUGGGAGGUGUAUUCCUGGAUUUAUGAGAUUUUGAUCAAAUUUCUUCCAACUCUUCUCAUCAUAGUUCUAAAUAUUCUAGUAUUGCGAAAACUGUGCAAAAUCUGGGCAAACAGACAAAGGAUAAUCAACUCAGACCCAACUAACCCUUCAGAUGAAAAUAUUAGUGGUGUGUAUACAAUAUCUCUUCUAGUGAUUUCUCCUCCCGUAUUAGCAACAGAUUUCAAAAUGCUGCAAGAAUUAUCAAGAGUUAGACGAAGAGUUUUGUCUCGAAAAAUCAAGAAGAAAAAGAAGCAAAUUAUCCCUUUCAUUGGAUCAGCUCCAAGUUUAAGAGAAAAGAAACUAACCAUGCUUCUACUCUAUAUUGUUGUUGGAUAUUUUAUUCUUACAACACCAUCAAAGAUCUCCUACAUUUUCUGGCUCUUGGCCCCACAAGGUAACUAAAACAUUUCGUAUUGCUUUUCAUAAACAGUUAAAAGUUAUUAUUGGUGAUUCAGGCUUUGUCUACAGAAAUUUUACACACACCCGGUGUCU
Messenger RNA from Eurytemora carolleeae, 803 nucleotides. RefSeq lists its product as uncharacterized. The transcript has 9 exons. The record is from RefSeq and is a predicted model, not a curated record. NCBI's taxonomy places the organism in Eukaryota, Metazoa, Arthropoda, Copepoda, Calanoida, Temoridae. Bases 201 to 713 code for a protein of 170 amino acids.